AUGUCAAUCACUUUAAUUAUUGGUGCUAAGGCUCCUUCUAUUGCCUACGCUGAGCUAAUUGCCGCUAGCAUUGUUAAUGGAAAACAUCCUGAUUCAAUUAAGAUUGAGUUUGUCGAAGACAAGAAGGCUGCUGCCGCUUCUUUGGAUGGAAAUACCGAAAAUGUGCUAGAGAAUUUGGUAGAAAAGUUCCCUGCUGUAUUAGGAUCUAUUUCAGAAAAUGACAAAACUUGGAUUGAAACUGCUAGAUCAGAAUUGGUAGUUAAGGAUUUCAAGAAAUUGAGCUCUUCUUUGGAAAAACUAGAAUCUAUAUUGAACUUUAGAACUUUCUUAUCAGGUGAUGUAAAGCUUUCCGCGGCUGAUAUUGCUGCAUGGGGUGCUUUGAGAUCCAAUGGUGUUGUUGGUUCUAUUAUUAGGAAUAAAGUUUACAUUAAUGUUUCUCGUUGGUACACUUCAUUGGAAUUGAGACCAGAGUUUGGUGGAGCCCAUGAAUUCUUGAAUAAGUCAUUGAAGAAUCUAAAGACUGCUUCUAACAGCAACAAAAAGAAAGAAACACACAAGGCGAACUUUGAAAUUGAUCUACCUGAUGCCAAGAUGGGCGAAGUCGUUACUCGUUUCCCACCUGAACCUUCUGGAUACUUGCACAUUGGACACGCCAAAGCUGCUAUCCUAAACCAAUACUUUGCUCAAGCCUACAAAGGUAAGUUGAUCAUCAGAUUUGAUGACACUAACCCAUCCAGGGAAAAAACAGAGUUCCAAGACUCUAUAUUGGAAGAUUUAACCUUGCUUGGUAUCAAAGGUGAUAGAGUUACUUACUCUUCCGACUACUUCCAACAAAUGUACGACUACUGUGUUCAGAUGAUUAAAGAUGGUCUAGCUUACUGUGAUGACACACCAACUGAAAGAAUGAGAGAAGAACGUAUGGAAGGUAUUGCUUCUGCUAGAAGAGAGCGUUCUAUCGAAGAAAAUUUGAGAAUCUUUACCCAGGAAAUGAAGAACGGUACUGAAGAGGGUCUAACUAACUGUGUUCGUGCAAAGAUUGAUUACACUGCUUUGAAUAAAACUUUGAGAGAUCCAGUUAUCUACAGAUGUAACCUGAUUCCACACCACCGUACUGGUACCACAUGGAAGUUGUACCCAACUUACGACUUCUGUGUGCCAAUUGUGGAUUCUUUGGAAGGUGUUACCCACGCUUUACGUACAAUUGAGUACCGUGACCGUAAUGCGCAAUACGAAUGGAUGUUGAAUGCUAUGAAUUUGAGAAAAGUCCAUAUUUGGGACUUUGCCCGUGUCAACUUCGUCCGGACUUUGCUAUCAAAGAGAAAGCUACAAUGGUUAGUUGACGAAAAUGUAGUAUCUAGCUGGGAUGAUCCAAGAUUCCCCACUGUUAGAGGUGUUCGUAGAAGAGGUUUAACCAUUGAAGGUCUAAGAAACUUUGUUUUGUCUCAAGGACCAUCUAGAAACGUUAUUAACUUGGAGUGGAAUCUAAUUUGGGCGUUCAACAAAAAGGUUAUUGAUCCAAUUGCUCCUAGACAUACCGCCAUCGUCAACCCAGUUAAGCUAUCAUUGGAGGGAGAAGGUGCUCCUGAGACCCCAAGGGUAGAAAUGAAGCCAAAACACAAGAAGAACCCAGAAGUCGGCGAAAAGAAGGUCAUAUACUACAAGAACGUUGUAAUUGACGCCGAAGAUGCUGAAAUGAUUGAAGAGGGCGAAGAAGUUACCUUGAUGGACUGGGGUAAUGUUAUUAUUGCCAAGAAAAACCCAGAUGGUUCUUUGAUCGGUAAGAUGCACUUGGAAGGUGACUUUAAGAAGACUAAAUUGAAGUUAACUUGGUUGGCAGACACUGAAGAUGCUGUUAAAGUUGAACUUGUUGACUUUGACCACUUGAUCAGCAAGGAUAGGUUGGAAGAAGAAGACAACUUCGUAGAUUUCUUGACACCUGAAACUGAAUUCCAUACUUCAGCCAUUGCUGACUUGAAUGUCGCUUCAAUGAAGGUCGGUGAUACUAUUCAAUUUGAGAGAAAGGGAUACUACAGAUUAGACUCUUUGGCCGCAGAUGGUAAGCCAUACGUCUUUUUCACCAUCCCAGACGGAAAAGCUGUUAACAAGUACGGUGCUAAGAAAUAA
Molecule: messenger RNA, 2124 nt
Organism: Eremothecium sinecaudum
Lineage: Eukaryota; Fungi; Ascomycota; Saccharomycetes; Saccharomycetales; Saccharomycetaceae
Gene: GUS1
Product: glutamate--tRNA ligase GUS1
Exons: 1
Coding region: 1-2124 (707 amino acids)
Biological process (GO): translation; glutamyl-tRNA aminoacylation
Cellular component (GO): methionyl glutamyl tRNA synthetase complex; cytoplasm; cytosol
Molecular function (GO): ATP binding; glutamate-tRNA ligase activity
Source: RefSeq, a predicted model, not a curated record